CUAAAAAUAGAGGAGGAGCAGGGGAAGCGCCGGCACAAACACACACACACACACACACACACAGUUUCUCUCAUGCACACACACACACACACGCACAUACACACACAUACUCUCGCACAGAUGUACGCAGAUAUUUGGGACUAAGCUUAAAUAGCUAAUAUUAUUGAUUCCCCACCUAUCCUUCCUUUUCCAAUUCUCUCUGUACUGAUUCGGGUUCUCUCUCUAAUGAUGGAGGGGGAAAUGGAGAAUCGGUACCGUCUGGAAGCUUUGGUCAUUUUUCAAAGAGGGAAGUUACUCCGUUUUCUGUACAAAAGGACGCGGCAAAGGAAAAAGCUAUCAGAAGUCGCAAUGGACGGCUAUCAGGUUGGGACAAUAUUUGUCAGCUUACAUAUAAAAGCAAACGCAAUUCAAUCUCCCCCCUCUUCCUCCUCCUUCGCCUCCUCCUCUUCAUCCUCCUCCUCCUCCUCCCAAUCCAGAGAAGGAUGGGCAUCAAAAGGAAGAACGAUUUAUCCAGACUUACUUGUCAGCGAGAGAAUCCACUCAUUUUAAGAAGUUCUGUACAGCAGCCAGUUCGAUUUAGAUCCUUUUCUCCAGGGUGUUCUGUAUGGACGUAGGUGAUUUUUCUUCUAACGGAACUGUUCGUCUAUGUAAGGCUGGGAGGGUGAGGAGAGACAGAACACAGAGUAUGGUCACAACAGUUAAUAAAUACAAUUAAGGAAAAAUUUCAACUGCACUAGGUUUUAAACGAAAGAUGUAAAAGACCCCAACACUGUAAUAUAAGGGCGGUAACAGACUAUAAUCCACUGCCCACAUUUGGGCGUUAACAGAAAAUGCACGUGCAUGUAUGUAUAUGUGUUGCAAGAUACAACCCUACUGUAUAGAGAUGAUGAUAAUAAUGUUUGAUCAUGUUGUUCCAUCCGUAUUUAGAAAUUUUGUUUUUCCUUUUGUUGCUCUAUAAAUGAUAAUAUUUUUGAAUGGAUUCUAAUUGAUAUGCUUCUUUUUGAAAGGGGGAGGGACCUUCACAGAAUAAUUUAAAAUGUUUAUUGACUGAUGUGUUCAAUUAACCAUUUGCCAGUGAAGUGUUUAAGUAUCUGAAAAAUAUUAUUGAAAAAUAAUUACUGUUACCUGGUGCCGAAUACUGCUUCUACAGUUUGAAAUGUAUUCAACAGCUAGUUAAACAUUUUAAAAACAAAAAUGAUCUAACUUCCUAGCCUUUGAAGGUUUUUUUAAAUCAACAUUACCUUGCUGCAAAUAAAUCACAACUGCAUGAAAUAAAAAAGGGGGGAAUGAAAACAUGCAUAUUAUAUGUCUUCUUCAUUUUCAUAUGCAGUUAUGACUGUUGGACAUAGAUUUAAUGUGGUCUUUCUGAUUCUCUGUACCCUUCUGUACUAUACAGGCAUUUGAGAGUUGAAUCAUGGUUGUUGUUGUAUUAAUACAAUAGGUUUUAUUCCAUUUUCAAACUAGUACUAUUUCUAAACCGCUUGUUUUCCGUUGUUGUAUUAAUACAAUAGGUUUUAUUCCAUUUUCAAACUAGUACUAUUUCUAAAUCGCUUGUUUUCCGAUAUUCAUGUGUUCAUUUUGGCCUUUUUUUUUUUUCCUCUUAGGGGGGAGUAUUAUUCAGGUUAAAAGAUGGCCUGUAAGUGGGUUUUACCCAUUUAGAUAAAGGCCACUCGUGAAAGAAUUCCUAUUGCUUAAACAACACAGCUAAGUUGUUUAUAUGUGUGCAAUUUACCCCUCCCCUAUGGAGCACAUAUUCUUUUAUUUUAACUGUUCGCCUUUUUACUCUUCCUCUGCCUUCUCAUUCGGUGCUGUUUGCUGCCAUCUACCGGCCAAUUAAAUAACUCUUCGAGUUCCUUUCCAUGCUCUACAAUGAUUAAUUUCCCAUGAAAACUAGUUUAACUAGACCAAGAUUUUCAUUUUCUACAUUUAAUGUAUUUUUGUCAUGUAAUGGAUUAGGCAUGCCUUACAGAAUCUGGAAAAGUGACUGAAGAGAAUUUCUACCCGUCUAUUUUAUUUAAGAUUGUGUUAGUAUGUGUUAAAGUGCAUUCAUGGUAGCAAAUUAUUCUUUUUAAAGUAUUUGCAUGAAGUAUUUUUACAGCUUUGUGGAAUGUUUAAGAACAUUUCAGAUGGGACCUGCGUAUGUUUGUAACAGUUAAGAAUAUUUUUCCUAAGGAAUUAUGUAAGAUAUUUUGCUUAAUUGUUUCUGGUAAAUUGUUUCUGGUAAAUUGUUUCGGAUACUUUUUUUCAAUGUAUGUCUGACAGACCUAUUCAAUUUUCAACAGAAAGACAGUUUGCGAUUACUGUUAAAAAAAUUUCUAAAACAAAAUUUUAUUAAUCAUAGGCUAUUGGGGAGUAGAAACCCCCCCAUCUCUUUCGCUCUCACACACAAACUUAUUAUCCAAAUCAGACUAAAUAUAAAUUAUUUUAUCUUCAUGCCUGAAUUAUAUGUAUUCCUCCAGUUAAUAUAGACUAUGAUUUUUGUGUAAAUAUCAUUAUAAUGGGGUAAAUCCUCUUUCAGAUAGAGGCUUUUUGAGAUACUUUUAUUUUAGAAUACCUCUCAUCACACAAGAUAGCCAAGUGACAAAUACCACUUCUGUUAUUUUCAGAGAGCUGGAAAAUCUAUUAAAACAUUGUUUUGCAGCAUUUCUGUUUGUUUUUUUUAAUCAAAGAUUUUUUUAAAAAAUGUGAUGGCAGCUAGUUUGUUUUGUUUUGUAUCUUGACUUUAUUCUAAACACCCAUUUCCCCUUCUAGUUAAUUAUUAGCUAAAUCCUUUUGAUAAAGUAAUGAAAGGUAGUUUCCCCAUGCUCUUUUUGGGAAAAAAAUCCCCUGUGAUCCCAUUAAAAAGAUAAUUAUACAUUGUAGGGGAAGUGAGGUAAAUUAAACACAAAUGGCUGAAAAUUAAAAUUGAAUGGUUAUAUGUUUGAAAAGAGGAAAUUGAGAGGCUAAGACGAAAUGUGUGUGUGUGUGAUGAGUUGUAUGCCUUUAGUAGGUUUUAUAAAUGCCCACAAUAUAAACAUCAGUUAGACUUGUGGUAAGACAAAAGAAGCUCAUCUCUUGUGAAUACUUUUAUGAUCCUAAAUAAAUUUAUGAGGCUAUUCAAUUCCACUCCCCCUCCGUGUGUGUGUGUGUGUGUGUGUGUGCAUGUGCGCGCGCGCAGGGUGUGUUUAAAGGCCAAUCUUAAGUUUAUGGUACCAAUUUGAUUCUUCUGUCAAAGAUCAUGCUGUUUGCUGAAUUCCAACACUCCCAUUUACAAAGGAAAAAUAGAAUUUUCUUACUUGCUUGCCAUUCUAUAUCUUAUUGAAAAUUUAAUGAUUGCUUAAGCUUGCUUCAACUUUUCCCUCCCCUCCUUUUGCCCCUAAAUAAUUCCCUGGCCUAGCAUGUGCCUAAAGAAAUAUUUAGGUGUAGAUUUUAAUCCCUUCAUUUAUCUCACAUCAGCACCAGCACUUUUCCUGGUGCUUUCUAAAAUUGGAUUUUGCUAAAGCAAAAAGGCAGGAAAGAAUGGAGAGGAAACAGGAGGGGGAGGGUCAGAAACAUGGAGCACAUUUUCAGCAAAGCACCAGCUACAUACUUCUGUAAACAAAUACUGUUAAUCUUUAUUAAUUAUUCACAUACUUAUGCCUUAAACUGGUGAAGAUAAAUUUUCUGAGCUUAAAAAAAGCUCUGUCAGUAUCUCCUAACAAUAACAGGGCAUAGAAAAGAGUUUCUUUGCCCUAUAGCUGGCUCAUGUUAUUUUCAACUAAUAAAAAUAUUAGUUGAAAAAUAUUUGCCCACCAUAAAAGUUUGCCAAGGGACCUAUAUUUUCACAGUAAUCAGAGGGGGAAGGAGGAAGAAAAAUUAGAUUUAGAAGAGAAGAAGAAAAGGUUGGUGGGCUAUGCAUUAAAAUAAAUAUUCUCAACUACCUAUGGUGUUAGAUAAUAUCUGAGAUGGGGGAUAUAGAAUCAAACAAAUAAAUAGAUUGAUAAACAAAUUGCAAUAAAAAGGGAUUAUUCUGACCCAAAAUAUUGAUUACUGAAACUGUUCUCUCCCCACUAGUACAACAUACACCCAACUUAAAAGAUAGACUAGCAUUCAGCAGGCUUUCAAGUCAUUUUCUGGUAUUGAUUUAUUCUUUUUAACAGCUGUAAAAUCAAAAUACAUGUGUUACAUAGAAAGCAGUUAUUAUUUCCAGGAUUUGGCACAUAGGAAGUUUUUUCUUCAUAUCUGGACAAUAAAUAACUACUGGCGGAGCAUAAAUUAAUCUGUGGUUCAACUUUAGAGUUUACCUAUUUUCAGAUUUAAAGUUUCAAAAAUUUUGCAUCGUUUAAAAUGUUCCAUCUGAAUUGCCAAAUUUGAAUAGUGGAACUUUUCUGCAACACACAAAAAGGUCUGAAAAGGGCUAGGCUUUUCUCAUUGUAAAGAAUAUAAAUUAGAGACUCUUUAAUGUAUUUAUUAUAUAUUUCAAUUUUAGCUAUUUUCUGUUCCCUAAACCAUCCUUUACCAGACCAAUGCCUCUUUGCCCACAUUCACCCAUCCACAAAGUGUAUUUCCAGUACCAGUUCUUAACAUUAAAUAUUCAAAUAAUCAAAUAAUCCACUCACCAAUCUGUGAGAUUUCCCUGUUAUUAAGCAAGUAACAGAAGUAUUGUGUUGAUUUGAAAUUAAUUAGGGUUGUUUUUGCUCAGAUCCACUUUCUUACUCUUCUUCCACCCAAUUUUCUCCAUUUUUACAUAUCAGUAAAACAGAUUAGUUUAAAGUUAGGAGGUACUCAGAACAUAAAGGAUAAGGGGGGAAGAAUCAGCAGGAACACAAAUCAAAGACCUGGGUAGUUUGUGUGUGUGUGUGUUUUGUGUGUGUGUGUGUGUGUGUGUGUGUGUGUGUGUGUGUAAGAGAGAAAAAGAAAGAAAAGGAAAGAGUGCCUUGAACAAACAAACAAAAAUUACUCCCCCUGCUUGCAAUUUCCUUUCAUUCUAAGAGUUCUACCAUAGUAGUGUUGGGACCAUGUGGGUUUCUAUGCCAUUAAAACAGAGGCUAACAAAUUAGAUAGUAAACCAACGUAUUUUGUGGUUCCUUAACCCUUGACAGAAAAAAAAAUCGCAUUGGUCAUUAAAAGGGAUAGCAUUGCCAUGUAAAUCCGGUCUGGGAGCAAUUGAGGGUGUGUGGUGGAGAAUUCUUAUGAACAGAUUGCACAUCUGUAAUCAAGGGAUGAUAGAGAGAUUAGUUGCUUUACAGUUUCAUUUGUUCAAAAGCCCAGGGAAAUCCUGUGGUAGGUAAAGGAAAUCAGGAAUACGGGUGAAUUUAGAAAGAGGUGUGUAUGUUUGCAGAUUGGGGAUGAAGGAUGUGAGAUCGAUAAACAAUGCUUCAAAGUUUUUUAAGAAUCGAAAACAGCACGCUGUAGUGGCUAUUUUUUGUGAAAAGAUGGAAGAGGAGCUGGAUGAACGGAUGGAUAAAUUGGUCGGGGUAAAAGGAGCGAGAGAGACAGAGAACACACAGAGAGAAUGAGAAUGACAGUGGUGGCAAUAUGAUACACAGGGCAAGUAGCAUUUUACAGUUUGAAACUACUAGAAGAAACCAGAACAUUGUUAUAAGAGUGCUUGAAUUCACAAUUGCAUAGAAAAGAAGUGGAAUUGGGGAGAGGGGAAUAAAGGGGCACAUCUUUUAAAAACUAUCUGCCAUAAGCGUGCUAAAGGCAGGGUAAUUUUAUCGCUGGAGAUCGAGGCUUGCCCGCCAAGUGUGAGAACUGGUGAGGAGAAGUCAAACUUCAAACUCCAGCCUUUAGGUCAACUUUUUCAUUCCCUUUAUAGUUAUCUUUUUAAAAAGUUUUAAAGCAGACCAAAGAAUUAGAAGCGAGUUUAAUUUUAUUCCCGAAUUUAUUGCAAAUUCAAACGCACUAAAUAGAAAACCGGAAUUUCCCCCUCUGCCUCCAAAAUUCAUAUAAACCAUUCUGACAUCUCUCACCCCGGGACUAUCCCCUGCUUUGAAUUUCAUAAUUUGAUGUUAGAUGAUCAAUGGGGGAGGGGGAUUGGCAGUCAGACCAGCAGCUGCCUUUAACUCUAACCUGUCCAAAGAUGCGGCCUGAACUGUAAAAACGCAAGAGGGCACCGUUCUUUGCGCAGAAUGUCGUGGGAGCGGAGCUCGAACACCGGCAAUGGCUCUCUCGGACUUCGGACACGGGCGCAAACUUACACGGGAGGGAUUGGGUUAGAUCCGAGACACAAAAUAGGCGCGUGAGGGUAGAAACACAUACCCAGGUGGAAGCAGGAAAGUUGGAGAUGGGACGGGUGUGCGGAGAAUAAAUUGUAAACCCAUCCUCCAGAUGCCCGGUCGGUUGAACCUCCCGAGGAGUUUAAUAAUUCUGAGCUCUGUCCUGCGCUCAGAGGACGCACCAAAAGAGGCUGGCUGGAAUUUAUCUCCCUUCUCCAGAUGCAGCAAUUGAGCGCUUGAACUGGCUGUACAGUAAAGGCUCCCCAUUGCCCCCACUUGAACCCAAAGGUGUGUGGAGGAGGGAGAUAAUAUGCCUUCCAACUCUCUUCCUCCAGGUACUUAUAUGAAAACCACAAACUUUUCAAGUUGAAAAUAUUUCCCAUGUUUUCCUCCUCCCUCUCCACAGUAGCAGCAAGGAUAAGAUUGGUGUCAUUUUUCAUAUCUUUCACUUUUCCCAUGUUUGUUUAUUACUACCAUAUAUAUAUUUAUAUAUCCCCCAAUAGAUUUUCCUAGAUAUGUGAUAAAGAGUGUGGAGAGAGAAACAGGGGUAAAGAGUGGUGCAUGGGGGGGGGGGCGUUUCUGUUGUUUAAAGGUGAUAGUGUUGGUGGCAGAGAUGCUUUCACUGGUUUGUUCUGGGGGGUCCCCUGUGCAGAGCUAACCCCUCUAGGGUGCUAUUUCGCAGCCUCCGACUCCUGCUAUUGGUCAGCGCGUGAUCAGAUGGUUCUCUUCCCUUAUGUCCCUGGUUGGCACGCGGCCAUCCCCCUUCAGCUAAAACCCAAUCUCCCAUAUACUGCUAAUAGCUAAACCGCUUGGACUAUAAAACGCAACAAAUCAUAAAGAGCAAGGGAAAGAACAGACGCUGUUCUUCUGGUUAACUAUUAUUAUUGUUAUUGUUAUUAUUAUUAUUUCCAAUGAGUUCUUAUUUUGUCAACUCUACUUUUCCGGUGAGCUUAGCCGGGGGUCAAGAACCCUUCCUGGGACAGCUCCCCUUAUAUUCCACGGGCUACGCGGAUCCUUUAAGGCACUAUCCCAGCACGUAUGGAACUGGGGGCGGUGGGGUCCAGGAGAAAGGUUACGCGGCCGCGCCUUACUACCAGCAAACCAACGGAGCUUACAACCGGAGUCCAGCCUGCGAUUACGGGACAUCUGGUUUUUACAGGGAGAAAGAGACAGGCUGUUCUCUUUCUAGCCUAGAGGAGCCUGUUCAGUUCGGCCAGGAACAAGCCCGGAAGUCAGAAUGCUCACAGAGCAAGCACGUUUUCGGGGACAACGAGGAUCAAAAGUGCUCCACGCCAGUAUACCCUUGGAUGCAGAGAAUGAAUUCCUGCAAUAGUUCCUCCUUUGGGCCGAGUGGCAGGCGAGGCCGGCAGACUUAUACACGCUACCAGACUCUGGAGCUGGAGAAAGAAUUCCAUUUUAACCGUUACCUG
Messenger RNA from Thamnophis sirtalis, 7609 nucleotides. The record is from RefSeq and is a predicted model, not a curated record. Lineage: Eukaryota; Metazoa; Chordata; Lepidosauria; Squamata; Natricidae.